CUAUCUGUAUAUAUACAUAUUAUACUAGGGUUUUGGAACGAUAGUUAUUACAUCAUCAUCAGAAGAAUCUCGAUGUGCCGCUGGUUUAGCGGCUUUGUUGAUUAAUUCAUUAAUUAGGGUUUUUGUAUUUCAUAUAUACAUACAUAUAUCUGUAUCUAUAUAUAUAUAUAUUUAUAUAUCUGUAUAUAUAGAUAUUUGUGUAGAAUUGAUGAAAUUGAUGGCAUUAGGAGAUUUAAUGGAAUCUAGGUUUUCGCAACAUUCGCAUUCUCAUGCUCAUAUAAGUAGUGUGUAUCGGACGAGUUCGAUUGAUUCGUCGCAGUAUAAUGUUAAUGUUAAUGUUGUUCAAGAUGUAAUUGUGGAUGCUGAUAGGGAUAGAGAAAGGGAUAGAGAUAGGGAUAGUAGUUCGGAAUCGGUUGUUGGAGUGCAACGAAGGGAAGAUUCCGAGACGGUUGUUAGUAGUAAUAUUAGUUAUGGAAAUGUGAAUGGGAAUGGGAUUGCAGCUACAACAAGUAUGGCUUAUUUGCCUCAAAAUAUUGUUUUGUCUGAGCUUAGACAUGAUGCUUUUGAAGCUUGUACUCCUUCGGGUCCUGCUGAAAGUGGGUUGGUUUCGAAAUGGCGACCUAAAGAUCGGAUGAAAACAGGAUGUGUUGCUCUAGUUUUAUGUUUGAAUAUCAGUGUGGACCCACCUGAUGUUAUAAAGAUCUCACCUUGUGCCAGAAUGGAGUGCUGGAUAGAUCCAUUCUCUAUGGCCCCACAAAAAGCACUUGAUACAAUUGGGAAAACAUUGAGUUUUCAGUAUGAAAGGUGGCAACCCAAGGCCAAAUACAAGACGCAGUUAGAUCCAACUGUGGAAGAAGUGAAGAAACUGUGUACUACAUGUCGCAAGUAUGCCAAAUCUGAAAGAGUUUUAUUCCAUUACAAUGGUCAUGGCGUACCUAAGCCAACUGCCAAUGGUGAAAUUUGGUUUUUUAACAGGAGUUAUACACAGUAUAUUCCUUUGCCUAUCAGCGACCUUGACUCAUGGUUGAAGACUCCAUCCAUAUAUGUGUUUGAUUGCUCUGCUGCUGGGAUGAUUGUUAAUGCUUUUAUAGAGCUCCAGGAUUGGAACCUCGCAAGCUCUUCUGGAAGUUCACCACGAGACUGUAUUCUUCUUGCAGCUUGUGAGGCUCAUGAGACCCUUCCACAAAGUCACGAGUUUCCUGCUGAUGUGUUUACUUCAUGUCUCACGACUCCUAUCAAGAUCGCAUUGAGAUGGUUCUGCACCCGUUCGUUACUACACGAGUCACUUGAUUACUCGCUUAUAGACCGAAUACCUGGCCGUCAAACUGACCGUAAGACACUUCUUGGUGAGCUGAACUGGAUUUUUACUGCCGUUACAGACACAAUUGCCUGGAAUGUUCUUCCACAUGAUUUAUUUCAAAGAUUAUUCAGGCAAGAUCUGUUGGUCGCUAGUUUGUUUCGGAACUUUUUACUUGCAGAAAGAAUUAUGCGUUCUGCAAAUUGUUCACCUGUAUCUUAUCCAAUGCUGCCUCCAACUCAUCAACACCAUAUGUGGGAUGCAUGGGACAUGGCAGCUGAAAUCUGCCUUUCCCAGCUCCCAUCGUUGCUUGAGGAUCCUAAUGCGGAAUUUCAGCCAAGUCCGUUUUUCACGGAACAAUUAACCGCAUUUGAGGUGUGGCUAGAUCAUGGGUCUGAACACAAGAAACCACCUGAACAGUUGCCUAUUGUUCUUCAGGUUUUACUCAGUCAAUGCCAUAGGUUUCGUGCUCUUGUGCUUCUUGGAAGAUUUCUUGAUAUGGGUCCAUGGGCUGUUGAUUUGGCUUUGUCGGUUGGAAUAUUUCCAUAUGUCCUGAAGCUAUUACAAACAACUACACCUGAACUUCGACAAAUUCUUGUGUUUAUCUGGACAAAGAUCCUAGCGCUUGAUAAGUCAUGCCAGGUGGAUCUGGUGAAGGAUGGUGGCCACACAUAUUUUAUCAGGUUUUUGGAUAGUGUGGAAGCAUACCCUGAACAACGGGCUAUGGCUGCAUUUGUUUUGACUGUCAUUGUGGAUGGACAUCGAAAGGGUCAAGAAGCGUGUAUUGAAGCUAACUUAAUCCAUGUGUGCUUGAGACAUCUUCAAGGCGGUUCAGCCCCGAAUGACACACAAACUGAGCCACUGUUUUUACAGUGGUUAUGUCUUUGUCUGGGAAAGCUGUGGGAAGAUUUCACAGAAGCACAGAUAAUAGGCCUGCAGGCUAAUGCUCCUACUAUAUUUUCACUUCUACUAUCCGAGCCCCAACCUGAGGUUAGGGCUUCUGCUGUUUUUGCGUUAGGCACUUUACUUGAUGUUGGAUUUGAUUCAUCUAGAGAUGUCGGAGAUGAUGAACGUGAUGAUGAUGAAAAAGUUGGGGCUGAAAUUAGUAUUGUUAAAAGCCUUUUAAAUGUUGUUUCAGAUGGAAGUCCGUUGGUCAGGGCUGAGCUGGCAGUAGCUCUUUCACGGUUUGCAUUUGGACAUAAUCGACAUCUGAAAUCUAUUGCUGCUGCAUAUUGGAAACCACAGUCUAACUCCGUAUUAAGCUCCCUGCCUUCAUUUACUGUCAGGAGUUCAGUUAGUGGCUACAAUACUCCUAACCAGUAUUCACAAAUUGGUCCUCUUUCAAGAGUGGGUGUUGACAGCCAACCUGCUUCAAGAGACGGCCGGGUUUCUUCUAGCAGCCCUCUUGCUACAUCCGGGAUAAUGCAUGGCUCACCACUAUCCGAUGACUCAUCACAGCACUCCGACACUGGCCUGCUGAAUGACUGCGUUACAAAUGGUGUCGUGAACCACACGAAACCCCGACAGUUAGACAAUGCCUUGUAUUCACAAUGUGUAUCCGCCAUGUGCACAUUAGCAAAGGACCCUUCACCACGCAUUUCAGGUUUGGGCCGACGUGUUCUUUCCAUUAUUGGGAUUGAACAAGUGGUAACGAAGCCUGCCAAACCCAACUCUGGCGGUUCACGGGUGGGUGAAUCUUCUGCUGCCGCAAAUAGUUUUGCUGGAUUAGCUCGUUCAUCUUCUUGGUUUGAUAUGAAUGGAGGUACAGGUCAUCUACCGUUGACAUUCAGAACUCCUCCUGUUAGUCCUCCAAGACCAAGUUACUUGACAGGAUUAGGAAUGCGGAGGGUGUGUUCUCUUGAGUUCAGGCCACAUUUAAUGGAUUCGGGGCUAGCCGACCCUCUUUUAGGUUGCCCAGGAGGUUCAGGGUCUUCAGAACGCAGUUUUCUUCCCCAAUCAACCAUUUAUAACUGGAGCUGUAGUCAUUUUUCAAAACCGCUUCUUACAGCAACUGAUGGUACUGAAGAAGUUCAAGCUAGACGUGAAGACCGUGAAAAGUUUGCUCUUGAACACAUCACCAAGUGCCAACAUUCUUCUGGUAGUAGUCUUCACAAUCCAAUUGCUCGAUGGGACACAAAAUUUGAGACUGGAGCUAGAACAGCUUUGCUGCAACCUUUUUCCCCAUUAGUAGUUGCUGCAGAUGAGGGUGAAUGCAUCAGAGUUUGGAACUACGAGGAAGCAACAUUGCUUAACAGUUUCAACAAUCAUGAUAAUCCUGACAAAGGGAUAUCAAAACUAUGCUUGGUGAAUGAGCUUGAUGAAAGCUUACUGCUUGUUGGCUCGAGUGAUGGAAGUGUACGCAUAUGGAAAGAUUACACUUCUAAGGGUAAAGAGAAACUUGUAACUGCCUUCUCUGCUAUUCAUGGUCAUAGACCUGGUGUUAGGAGUGUCAGUGCGGUUGUUGAUUGGCAGCAGCAGUCUGGCUAUAUGUAUGCUUCUGGUGAAAUUUCAUCGACCAUGGUUUGGGACCUGGAUAAAGAGCAACUUUUGAGUUCUAUUCCUCUAGCAUCAGAUUGCAGCAUUUCGGCACUGGCUGCUUCUCAAGUUCAUGGUGGUCAAUAUGCAGCUGGCUUUGUAGAUGGUUCUGUCAGACUAUAUGAUAUCCGAACACCUGAUGGGCUUGUUUGUGUCACCCGACCGCACACUCAUAGGGUAGAUAGAGUUGGCGGUAUAGAACGAGUUGUGGGAAUUGGCUUUCAACCUGGACUUGAACCAGCUAAGAUUGUGAGUGCAUCUCAAGCAGGAGAUAUUCAAUUUUUUGAUAUCAGAAAUCAAAGUGAUGCCUACUUGACCAUCGAAGCUCACCGUGGCUCAUUGACGGCUCUAGCCAUUCACAGGCAUGCACCCCUUAUAGCCAGUGGCUCAGCCAAACAAUUGAUCAAAGUCUUCAAUCUUGAAGGUGAUCAAUUGGGUACCAUUCGAUACUCUCCAACAUUUAUGGCCCAAAAAAUAGGAUCUGUAAGUUGUCUAGCUUUCCACCCCUAUCAAAUCUUAUUGGCAGCCGGGGCUGCCGAUGCCUGUGUUUCCAUCUAUGCUGAUGAAAUAUUGCCACCAAGAUAAACUGCACAUUCUGGCGGAAUUCCCCUCUCAUAGCCUGACUUUUAUACAUUGAAGAAAAGGAUCAGGCUGACGGGGAGUCGAAAUAUACAUUCGUUAAGCUUCCUGGGUAAAGACGGCUCAUGAGUCGAAAAAUUCAAGUAUAUUUGGUGGAGGCUUCAGCAAAUAAUCCUGAUGAUACAUAGGUACAAAAAAUGGUGUAAAUAUUUUGUUUUCUCUAAGAAAGUUUUUUUGUUUAGCGUGUGUUUCUAUUCCUCAACAGUCCUGCUCUCUAAUUUGUAAAAAUGCCCUUCUAUCCCCUCCUUUUUAAAUCUUGCAUUUAUAUAUAAUUGAAAUUGAAAUUCCUUGUGAUUAUGGUAAGCUCUUGAGUUUGUUUU
Messenger RNA from Erigeron canadensis, 4791 nucleotides. RefSeq names its product regulatory-associated protein of TOR 1. The coding region runs from base 209 to 4417 and encodes 1402 amino acids. Gene Ontology annotation, cellular component: TORC1 complex; cytoplasm. Gene Ontology annotation, molecular function: protein-macromolecule adaptor activity; protein binding. Gene Ontology annotation, biological process: cellular response to amino acid stimulus; cellular response to starvation; positive regulation of protein serine/threonine kinase activity. Lineage: Eukaryota; Viridiplantae; Streptophyta; Magnoliopsida; Asterales; Asteraceae. The transcript is spliced from 23 exons. The record is from RefSeq and is a predicted model, not a curated record.